GCAAUUUCGGCUUGGCUGCAUUGUAACGCAUCGAAUUAGCCCAUCGACACAUAGCACGCGAAUAUAACAACAUCCGCUUAUAAACAACCAUGCCAAUUAGCCAUGGCGGAUGAAGGAAUUCGGGCCAGGCAGAAUCAGCGCAAGGAUAGUAAACUCUUCCACGACACUACCGGUGGUGAAGGAGCGUUUAAGAAAUUGCGCACCGUCGGCAACGGACUAUCCCCGACCUCAUCCGUAUCCUCACUAACGUCGGCAGCGGCCGCGGCCGGUGCCAUGACCCCGGCACGCCGUCGUCACCGGACGACCUUUACGCAAGAGCAACUGUUGGAGCUGGAGAAUGCCUUUGCCAAGAGCCAUUAUCCGGACAUCUAUUGUCGAGAGGAGUUGGCGCGGAUUACGAAAUUGAACGAGGCGCGAAUUCAGGUAUGGUUCCAGAAUCGUCGGGCCAAAUACCGCAAACAAGAGAAACAAAUGCAGAAGACCCUGAGCGUGGCCAGCAACAUGGUAUGCCCCACCAGCAACCCCAUGCGCAACUUCUACGCCGCCGCCAACGUGGCCGCCGCCCGCGCCAACCCCUACGCGCCCUACCAGCACCCGCACAGCAGCGCCCCUAUGGGCCGCUUCGCCUCGGUCCCCUCACCGCAGUCGGUGUACAACGCGGCGGCGGCCAGCAGUGGACAGUUUAGCAGUAUGCCCAACAACACUGCCGGCCUGACCAAUAUGGGCAUGAUGCGCUCCUCGGACGGCGGCACGGAGGCCGACGAUGCCGGACUGGAUUGGUACAACAAGAGCCUGUCGGCGCUGCGCUUCAACCACAUGAACCCGCAGAAUCACAUCAACCAGACCACGCCGUUCCCGCAGUCGCUCAUGCAGUAUGCCGAUGUGAAGACGUCGAGCUGUUUACAUCCGGGACUGAAUGGAUUGUGACGCCGGGUGCAGUAUGAACCCCAAGCGGGGUGGUGGCAAUAAAAUGGAGCAUCGAUCCGAUGCGAAAGGAUCGGUGGUGUGUGCAAAAUGCUCUGUGUCAUAUGCUUUGGCCAUGUUAACUGCUUUCGCUCGUUUACGUUAUCACGCUCUAAAUAUUCCUACAACAGCAAUAUGUUUGCAUUUUCUCGUACAUGUGGUGAUUAACAAAAUUAAUUUGGUUCGUCGAAA
This is a messenger RNA of Paramacrobiotus metropolitanus, 1155 nucleotides long. RefSeq names its product homeobox protein unc-42-like. The record is from RefSeq and is a predicted model, not a curated record. Gene Ontology annotation, molecular function: RNA polymerase II transcription regulatory region sequence-specific DNA binding; DNA-binding transcription factor activity, RNA polymerase II-specific. Bases 103 to 927 code for a protein of 274 amino acids. NCBI's taxonomy places the organism in Eukaryota, Metazoa, Tardigrada, Eutardigrada, Parachela, Macrobiotidae. The transcript is spliced from 3 exons. Gene Ontology annotation, biological process: regulation of transcription by RNA polymerase II.